CCAUCACUCUGCAUCCUGAUCCGUUGAUUGGGAGCGCCUUGUGGUUGCGGCGGUGCUUCCCUCCAGCCGUGCGAUGGACAAUGUGUCCAGUCGCAACUCGGUGGUGGCGACGCGCACGGCGCGCAUCAUGAUGGAGGGCGUCGGGGCGCGCGUGAUGCGCGGCCCCGACUGGAAGUGGUGCAAACAGGACGGCGGCGAAGGCCACGUGGGCACCGUACGCAACUUCGAGUCGUCCGAGGAGGUGGUGGUGGUCUGGGACAACGGGACGGCGGCCAACUACCGCUGCGCUGGCGCCUACGACCUGCGGGUGAUCGACAGCGCGCCCACGGGCAUCAAGCACGAGGGCACCAUCUGUGACACGUGCCGCCAGCAGCCCAUCUUCGGCAUCCGCUGGAAGUGCGCCGACUGCUCCAACUACGACCUCUGUUCUGUUUGCUACCACGGCGACAAACACCACCUGCGCCACCGCUUCUACCGCAUCACAGCCCCCGGCUCUGAGAGGGUGCUGGUGGAGCCGCGUCGCAAGAGUAAGAAGACCUCUGUGCGCGGCAUCUUCCCCGGCGGCCGCGUGGUGCGCGGCGUCGACUGGCAGUGGGAGGACCAGGACGGCGGCAACGGAAGGAGGGGCAAGGUGACGGAAAUCCAGGACUGGUCAGCGGCCAGCCCCCGGUCUGCCGCCUACGUCAUCUGGGACAACGGCCAGAAGAACCUGUACCGGGUCGGCUUCGAGGGAAUGGCGGACCUGAAGGUAGUCAACGACGCCAAGGGUGGCACCGUGUACCGGGACCACCUGCCGCUGCUGGGGGAGCAGGGGCCGGGCCGCAGCGCCGGCCACGGCUGGAGCAUCGGCGACCAGGUGAACGUGGACCUGGACCUGGACAUCGUGCAGUCGCUGCAGUACGGCCACGGCGGCUGGACGGACGGCAUGUUCGAGUGCCUCGGCACGGCCGGCACCGUCGUCGGCAUCGACGAGGACCACGACAUCGUCGUCUCCUACCCGAGCGGUAACAGGUGGACGUUCAACCCGUGCGCGCUGAACAAGGUGUCGAGCGCCAGCGGCUCGGCGGGGGACGCCGGCACCAGCCAGUUCGCCGUCGGUGACCUGGUGCAGAUCCACAGUGACCUGGAGCGGAUCAAGGUGCUGCAGCGGGGCCACGGCGAGUGGGCCGAGGCCAUGCUGCCGACUCUGGGGAACAUCGGGCGCGUGCAGCAGAUCUACCACGACAACGACCUGAAGGUGGAGGUGUGCGGCACCUCGUGGACGUACAACCCGCUGGCCGUCACCAAAGUGGCGUCCGAGGGCUCGGUGGCCGCCUCUUCCAGCGGCGGUACGUACCGCCACGCGGACCGUUGGGGAAAGGGUUGGCAACAGGGCAUGAUGAUUAUAUGAUAUGAUUAUUCACCGCAUGAUGAAGCAUCCAUUCGUAGAGAAUAGGGCACAACAUUCAUGCCCUUUGUAAUAUAUGCCUACUUAGCUUAAAAAGGGAAGGGGCAUUCUCGCCCCGUAUAAAAGUUUGCGAUGG
This is a messenger RNA of Pollicipes pollicipes, 1523 nucleotides long. RefSeq names its product E3 ubiquitin-protein ligase MIB1. The record is from RefSeq and is a predicted model, not a curated record. Gene Ontology annotation, molecular function: ubiquitin-protein transferase activity; zinc ion binding. NCBI's taxonomy places the organism in Eukaryota, Metazoa, Arthropoda, Thecostraca, Pollicipedomorpha, Pollicipedidae. Gene Ontology annotation, cellular component: cytoplasm. Gene Ontology annotation, biological process: protein ubiquitination; Notch signaling pathway; endocytosis.